Molecule: messenger RNA, 2435 nt
Organism: Meleagris gallopavo (turkey)
Lineage: Eukaryota; Metazoa; Chordata; Aves; Galliformes; Phasianidae
Source: RefSeq, a predicted model, not a curated record
UAAAAGGGGACGAGCGCCUGCGUCAGUAUGAUUUCCUCUGUAUUGUUUCUGGCUUGGUGAGUUUAGUAAUCUCUUGUUGCUAGCAAUACCAUGUCGGGCCGCGGGAAGCAGGGCGGGAAGGUCAGAGCUAAGGCUAAGUCGCGUUCAUCACGAGCCGGGCUGCAGUUCCCUGUGGGCCGCGUACACCGGCUGCUACGGAAAGGUAACUACGCGGAGCGGGUGGGGGCCGGAGCACCCGUCUACAUGGCGGCCGUGCUGGAGUACCUGACGGCCGAGAUCCUGGAGCUGGCGGGCAACGCGGCCCGCGACAACAAGAAGACGCGCAUCAUCCCCCGCCACCUGCAGCUGGCCAUCCGCAACGACGAGGAGCUCAACAAACUGCUGGGCAAGGUCACCAUCGCGCAGGGCGGGGUGCUGCCCAACAUCCAGGCCGUGCUGCUGCCCAAGAAGACCGAGAGUCAUAAGGCUAAAAGCAAAUAAUCUCUGCUAGUGAACCUGGUUAGAGUUUUCAAAACAUAAUAUAACCCAAAGGCUCUUUUCAGAGCCACCCACUUUCUCAGAAAAGAGUUGAGUUGCUUCUUUAAAGUAGUAUCUUCAUGUUAAGUGUUUUGUCUGUGCUGUCUGUUUUUAAUGCAUUGAGUAAAAUUUCUGGCUUAUAUAUGACUUCAGUCUUUUUUUUUGUAACGUCCUGUUUUUGCUGUUUUUGACUUCUGGUGUUUGACUUGUAAUGAAAAAGUAGAAUAUCUGUUUAUUAAUGUUUCAUCUGCUCAACAUUAAUGGUUUUUGUUAUACUGUGUAGUAUGGCUUGAUGGUAUGAGAUAAUGGGCAUUAGCUAUGAGAUAAGUAACUGAAGUAAGAUAAAUUGAUGAAUGCCCCGAAGUUGAUGUGUAGGCCUUGAACUCAGUACUGUAAUGUUGUCCUGUAGCUGAACUUAUUUAGAAAGAGAUCGGGAAACUCUGUAGGGAGAAUAACUUAAUUUGGUCUGAAUCCUGGACUAAUCUGACUUGCCCAGUAGAUGCAUCAACUGUAGCAUUUUUCCUUUCAGAAAAACUGUGCAGCUCUGGCAGGUUUCUAUUUAAAACAGGAUUUUCAAACCUGCUGGUCUUUUAAUGGUCUCAUUGCGUAGCUACUCUCCUGUUAUGUCAGUUAAUUGUAGGCAGUAUGACAGGAAUUUGCAGACACAGGUAUCACCCAAAAGCACUGUGCUAAAGCACCUCUGAUUUGCUGAUGUGUGUUAUUUGAAAGGCUGUCUGACUCCUGCUGGGAUGUUCCCUGGAGUUCCAUGACUGCAACAAGGCCACAGCUCCCACGUGUACAGCACUUCCUCCAAGGAAGAGGGCUGCUUUGAAAGAAGAAAAUAGCACCUAUAGCACACCGCUGCUGUAACAGAGGAGCUCUCUAGGUAGGGCUCUUCUGUAAUUGAAGCGAGUGGCUGGGGAUUGUUGGUAUGGACGUAACGGAAGAGCUGGAUGGUGCAGCAGGCUGGCCCCAUCUGGUGACCUUACCUGUGCCUCGUGGUUCUGUUUGUAAGUGGAUAAAUGUAAAGUUGAUAAAUUUUUAAGAGUUUAUAUUAUUCAUCCUAAUUAGCUGCUGCUAAAUGUCUUCAGCUGCUUAUUUUUCCUCUUGAAGAGUUGCAAAGGCGGUAGUUUUCCCAAGCACAUCUUUUUUUAUACUGAGUCUCCAGGGCAGAUAUUGCAAUCCAUCGGAGAUGCACAGAUACCUGCAACAAAGCACUGGAAUGCUGGAGAAAGCCCAGGGCGCUGCAUCCAGCUGUGGGAAUGCAGCACAUCCUGCCUGUGGCAACCAGCUGGCACCACCAGGAAGGGCUCUGCUGCUCUGAGUGUGGGGGUAAGCCCAGCACAACUUGCAGAACUCUCAAUCUCAUCUUCAUAGUCUCAUUCCAAACACAGUAGAUUUCACUCAGUUGCUCACUUCUGCAACCGGAGCUUCACCUUCUGGGAUGCUUUUUUCUUGCUUCAUAGCAUUCCUUGUUUUCAUUCCUAGCUGCCAGCAGCUGUAAUGCUGUGAGUCUCACACUGCUACCACACUGGGGGUCAGACCUCCACAUCCUGUAGGUGAGGCAGUUCUGGGGUAGUUGGCUGAGCGACCCAAGUGCUGCCAAACCUCCAAUGAUUAAAGAGCAGCUGCUUUCAGAUGUAGUAAAGUUAAAAUAAUUAUUUUCUCUCAUUUGCAUAAAAAGUAAACUGUACUAAAGAGGAAAUCCUUACCCUGUGGUGCCCCUGUUAGCUGCAGCUCUGGGUGUCCUGGUGCACCUUCAAAUUCUCAAGAACUUGGGAUGUACAAAGACAACAAAAUUCUCCUCUGAGCCUUUUAAGUUAGAGUUGUGUUUCAAGGUAAUUUGGUACUAUCUCUGUACGUAUCAUGUCUUAGAAUGGCAAUGUUUAAAAACUAAAUAAAAGAUGUUUUAAAAAUCA